CAGUGUGUGCUAGCUUGUGCCUGGGCAGCAGGAUUAGGUUAAUAGUUUCUGAGCAGCUCUUUGGUUCAGGCCAGAGCAGGGCAACUGGUGGCUUUGUGGGAAGAGAGAGAAACAGAGGGGGGAUGUGUAGAAUCUGUUACCAGAAAAAACUCCUGCUGUUGGAUCACUGGGAAACCUGCAAGCAGAUGUGAUGGUGGAGUGCUACAGAGACCGGACACCGAGGCAAUUAUCGGACACUGCACUAAACAGUACAGUAAGUGUUCCUAGAAGAUUAUUUUGCUUAGUAUCUGGAACUUGUACCUGACAUAAGGGGACUGCACCGCUGUCUGGAGCCAACUCUUGACCAGCUAUGCUACCGCAAAGCCCCAGACAGAAACCUCACAGAACAAAUGCAGAAUAUUCAUUAUGUAUGACUUGCAUUUACAGCUGCUGUUAUCAAAAUGUGUCACUGGAUGUUUUUUAAAUAUCUGCAUUUGAGUUUCAGACUGAACUGUCCAAGGUCAGUAUACGUAUAUAUGCCUCAUUUAUUCUGCCCCAUGUGUUAAUAAACUGUAAUGAAACCACACGGGGAUACACGUGUGUGUGCACACAUACAACCAGCUCAUCUUAUGUAAAUAACUUAUUAUCUAUGUUGUACAAGUUUUUUUUUUCCUCUCUGAUAAAGCUGAACAGGCGUAUUCAUCAGCGUUGCCAUAGGUGAGUCUGAGCAGUCUACAGAAGGGAAGGACAAAAUGUUGUACUCCUACUUUUGUGUGUAUUCUGACAGCAUCGGUUUGCCCUAGUUUAACAAACCAGGCAUUUAUUUGCCUGUUAUGAGCUGAGUGCACAGUAGCCAGAUGGAGACUGUUGAUCUUGGUAGAAAGGUCAUUCAUUACCUGAUAGAAAAGAUCAUUACCUGGAUCACAGCAAACACACACAGAUGCGGGCACACAAACACAUGGAUGUGUGCAUACACACAAACACAUUCAUAUAUACACACAGUUUUAUGCAGUUACCAUUCAACAGGCUGCGAUGUGCACAAUGGUCUCUGCACCUGCCGCACCUCAAAUUAUUAAGUUGCCACCCAAAACAGUUUUUCUAACAGCUUAAGUUAUGUAAAUGGAAUCUCAGAAGGAAACUGAUUAGUUGAAAGUUUGUUACCAAGUUAAUGGUGGUCUAAUUUACAAAAGAAAGUAUAGUCUACCAUUUUUUUCAGCUCCUUGCUGUUGGCUAAGAGUGCAGUAAAAGUAAAAUAGUAGCAAACUCAAAUUCUUAUUGUAUAUACUAGGCACAGUGCACAGUGUAGGAACCGCGGACCUACAAAGUUAAUGAUUGACCAAACCUCUUUCAUGGAAACUAUCACAUUUGGUUGCUAAGAGUCUGAGGAGAGGAAAAAGCUGUGUUACAUGUCCAACAGCUGAAGUAUACAUAUUAAUAUAUAUCUGGCAGACAUGUACAGUUUACAAAUGGGAAACAAUGCACAAUUUAUAUGCCUUUAACCAAUGCAGUAAAAAUGUUGUCUAAUCAGUUUUGGUUGCUUGGGCCAAAACUUGAUUUACAAAGUUCAUUGUGAAUGUGCACUGAAUGGAAAAUGAGGAUUUAAAUGCACACUCACAUGUUCCUUUUCCUGUCUGCUCAGACCGUUUCACUGGGCUGUGAGCCUGUCUUCUAAUGCAACCAGCAGAGUAGAUACUUGUUUGCAACCCGAAAAUAUGGUGGGACUAAGAAACCGCUCCACAUGGGAACCACUUCUACUCAAGGCCUCCUGCAUUAAGUCCUGUGCCAAGGGCUGCUCCUUGGGCAUCACAGCACACCUUACCUAUGCCAAUGCUGACACGGAGUCUGUAGAAGGUGUGUUUGUGUACCCACUUGGGGAAAUGGAGGUUGUGGUUGGCUUUGAGGCUACGAUUGCAGGCCGGCUAGUGGGGGUCCAGAUCCAGAGCCGAGGAAAGCUGAAGGACUGCUGUUUGGACUGCUGCUCUGGAUCUGGUUUUGAAGGUCACUGUGGGAAUGGCCGAGAGUGGAGCUGCUGUGGGAGCUCCAGCCACGACAUGCAAUGCACCAGCGGGCAUCUCAUCCUGGAUGAAGACCUUGAAAGAACCACCUUCAUUGUGGGAACAGGGGUCAUUGGCCCCAUGGACAUAGUGUCCAUUAUCAUAAGCACCACACUAGAACUCCCCACACUAGAAAAUGGAGCAGUCCGUAUUGUCUACCCCACACUGCUUACUCCGAUCAUCACUCGCCAGAUGACUCCCAGCAAGAGUGAAAAUGGGGUGAAAUCAGAAGAAACUGGAGCAACCAGCUGUUUCGGUGUCCCCUCAGGAAAACAGCACCGGGUGCUAGACUCUGAGCAGCAGUGUGCCUAUGCCAUCUUCACCAGUCCAGCUACCAACCUGGCACCCUAUGAACUCAGCUUCCAGCUAGUGGUCAGAGGGGCCUGCCUGUUGGCUGGGCUAGAGAGCCCCACCCAUGCUCUGAGGGCAGAUGCCGACCCCAGUGCCCAAAGUGCCUCUGCCACCUACAUCACCUUGGCACAGGAGCAUCCAUAUGAUAGACACAUAGAGAUCAUUCUGCACCUCAGUGAACCUCACAGCCCGUUGGUCAUCUUAGAGAAAGGCAAACUCUCAUUCAGCCAAUAUGAACAGCAGAUCUGUUCUCGUCGUGACUUUAUUCGAUGCACCCGUAAAGAUUCAGAACCAGGGAGAAAGCUGGAGUUUGUGCGGAAGCGGUACCACAAGGACAUUCUAAGCAGCCCUGUCUUGAUGCUGAACUUCUGUCCUGACUUGCUGUCUGAACCUCUGGAGCUGCACAAAGCCACAAGAGAACUACUUUUCCUUGUAGAUCGCAGCGGCAGCAUGAGUGGCACCAACAUCCACCGUGUAAAGGAAGCCAUGGCAGUGGCGCUGAAGAGUCUACCCCCUGGCACCAUGCUCAAUGUUGUGGGUUUCGGCACCACCAACAAGCCUCUGUUCACCUCUAGCAAGCUCUGCACUGAUGUCACUCUAAUGCAGGCAUAUGAGUAUAUCCAGAGGAUGAGAGCUGAUAUGCGAGGCACCAACCUGCUUGAGGUGCUGUCCUGGGUGUACCAACAGCCCAUGCAAUGCUCAUAUCCUCGCCAGGUCUUCAUCAUUACAGAUGGAUCCAUCAGUAAUGUAGCCAAAGUGCUGGAGUUGGUCCGUAGAAACGCAUGUGCUGGCAGAUGCUUUGGUCUGGGCCUGGGUCCUCGAGCCUGCAGGAGACUCCUGCAGGGCGUUGCCAAACUGACAGGAGGGACGACGGAGUUCUUGGAUGAUGAGGAGAGACUCCAGCCGAAGUUAGUAAAGUCUCUGAAAAAAGCCUUUGAACCUGUGCUCACCGACAUACGGAUUGACUGGUAUCUGCCAGAAAAUAUGGAGGCUCUUCUUUCACCCAAUGAAAUCCCUCCUCUCUACCCUGGGAAUCGCCUCAUUGGAUAUUGCACUCUGUAUGAUAUGACAACUUUUAAAGCAAAAAAGACAGAGUCUCAAGGGCUGGACUAUAAAGGUGUACAUAUUGGCUCCACGAGUUCUGUUUUUGGCCAAUCUGAUGACAAGCUUUCACCAGCUCCUGCCUCUGAGCUGAUGCCUGUGGUGACCAGUGCAGAUGGCAAUGACUUGGAGGAGGCACAGAGAGAGAUCUCCAGAGAAAUCUCCUCUGAGUUCUCCUGUGCCAGAGACACAGACCCUGGCAUCAGCCCUGGUGUGGAGUUAGACUGGUCCAGUGAUGUGAGGAGGAGGAUCCAGGAGAGCUCUUACAUCCAGGAGCAGUAUGUCCUCACUCACUGCUCCCUCAGCAGUGAACGGAGUCUACAGACAAAGUCCCGCUCGCAUAUACACACCACAUCCCACUCUGACUCUGCAGGCUGUGUGUUUCUGCCUGACCCUCGCUCGUCUGGUUCAGUGCUUGAUACAGGGUCUCUACCCCAAGGCCUUGAGAAGAUGCCCCAGAGAUCAUCUCUGUCUCGAUGGGCAGACUCUGCCUGGCGACAAAACCUCUCGGCUGAAACACCUGACAGCGUGAGAAAAAAGAAUGGACACCUGGAUGGAGGUGAGGAGUUUCGUAGGAGACAAAAAACACUGGCGCAUUCAACCAUGGCAGCACGGAGUUUCUCAUCCCCCCAGGGUGAGCUGGAGAUGCAUCGCCUCAGGAGAGCUCUGGAGAGGGUCUCCUUUGACCAAACACUGGGAGGGAGGCUGGAUGAAAGUGACGGGGAGAUGAAGCCCCCAUCACAUGGGACACUGUCUCAUGAAAGCCUCACUGACUCCAAUGGACUACUGUUCCCUGCCUCUCCCAUGGACUGGGACAGCUUCACAGACCCUGAGUACUUCUUCACUGCUGUUCCCCCAGAGGAUCCUCCUCCGGAUCAAUGCUGUUCCCUCAUCCAUGGUCUCCUGAACGGUCAGCCUGUGUCAUGGGAGGGCACCUUGGACCUAGGACACCUCUGGACCCUGGAGGGGAAUGAAACAACAGGAGGUGAAGGAUGUGGAAGAGGAGGAGGAGAAGAAGGUAGAAGAGGGGAACCAUGGGGGGAGAUCAUUCACCACCUGACUGCUCGCUCAGUUAUAAGGGACUUUGAGAAAAUGGCAGAGAUGGAAAGCGACAGUGGAUGUGGUUCAGCUAAGAGAUACCGCAUGAAGGCCAUCCAGACCAGUAAGCACUGUAACAUCAUCUGCAUGUACACAGCCUUCACUGCUACUGAUAGCAACGCCAACAAAGGCUUGCCAGACAGCAUGGAUGUCAAAAACACAGGGAUGCAUUUGGGGAACAGGCUAGGUUUCCAGUCAAGCAGUUGCAGGCAGAGGGCCUAUUCCAUUGGUUUGGGCAGGCAGCAAAACAAUAGAGAUGGUGAAGACAUGGAGAAUAUCUGGAACUCUACAGACAGAAAUGACAAUCCUGCCUCACCCUGUAGCCUUGCAUCCUGGGAGUCUCGUGUAGGGGGUAGUGCCUUUUCUGCUACAGCCCCAGCAAUAACUGGCACCUCAUGCACUCGUUCACAGCGAUCUAUAGAGAGCAAGUCAAUGGAGAGCUUCUUUGGCACCAGGUUCCCACUGGGCAGACUCAGGUCCUCUAUUUCUUCAGGAAAGCAGGUUCCUCUCAAGUCCCACUGUUUGUCUGCAGAGACUGAGAAACAACCUGAAAGUGAAGCUCCAGACUACCUGCCACUGGUACAUCUGCAGCUGGCAUCAGGAGCUUUUCUUCUGACUGAUAUCUACUCGGACUGUGUCCAGAUCCCAUUGGACCGGCUGAAAAGGGCUUCACCCUACAGCCUACACCGCCGUAGCCUCAGCCUGCCUUUCCGCUGCACAUCUCCCAGUGCUCCAUCUUUAUCCACAUCUGCCAAACCUCUGGGUGCUCCCAUCACUCACCAUGUUACCUUUUCUCCUUCCUCCUGCUCCCUCCCCAAAGCAACCGCACCUCCCUUCCACCACACUCCAAUUGACACACCCCUAAUACUGGAGCCCAGGCUUCGCCGAAGAUGCCUGUCUGACCAAGACCCUGUCACCUACCUCCCUGACCUCCCUAGCUCUGAAGAUGGGUCCCUGAAGCUAUCCGUUGGCCUUUCUCAGAGCCAGAGCCAUGGCCAGGCAGAUAGUGGUCGUGGAUCAGAGACAGAUGUAUGUGAAGGCUCUUCAGCAGAGCCAGGUGACCCCCAGGAGAGCUGCCAAUUGGCUCAAGAGGACCUGGAGGGUUCAAGCUGGGCCACAGCUGUGGCUCUAGCCUGGCUUGAGCAUCGCUGCGCUGGCUACUUCAUGGAGUGGGAGUUGGUGGCAGCAAAAGCAGACUUCUGGCUGCGCUGUCAAGAGCUGCCUGAGGGAGUGGACCUGGCAGGGCUGAAGGGAGCUGCCAGACAGCUGUUCCUGCUGUUACGCCACUGGGAUGAGAACAUCAAAUUAAACAUGCUGUGUUAUAACCCCAAUAAUAUGUGAGACAAUCGCCUCAGAAGCAACUGAGCCAGAGUUGCAUAUUCACUGAUUACCAGUGGCUGACUCAAAAGAAGCAAGACCUUUACGUGGAGAUGUAAUUCCUGUGGUUUGUCUGCACGGUCAGUUAAGAUCAUGACCCAGUGCAAAGUUCAUUCCAAUAUUAAGUUGCACAUGAAAAAUUUAACAGCUAAUAAUCUUAUGUGACAAGACCCUUUAGAUAGCAUGAACCAAGUGGCCUUUUCUUAUAAAUAUGCUUUAUGCAAUCACAAGAAUGCCUUGACCACCUGAAUGGGCUUUCUGUAGUCUCGGUUUUAGCUUAUUUUACUACUUUGCAAGAUGUAAAAUCAAAGUUGGUGUCAAAUGGGAA
This is a messenger RNA of Monopterus albus (swamp eel), 6288 nucleotides long. RefSeq names its product von Willebrand factor A domain containing 5B2 (gene vwa5b2). Lineage: Eukaryota; Metazoa; Chordata; Actinopteri; Synbranchiformes; Synbranchidae. The coding region runs from base 1692 to 5924 and encodes 1410 amino acids. The record is from RefSeq and is a predicted model, not a curated record. The transcript is spliced from 22 exons.